Hibiscus syriacus is the source of this 2697-nucleotide messenger RNA. RefSeq names its product serine/arginine repetitive matrix protein 1-like. Bases 532 to 2445 code for a protein of 637 amino acids. The record is from RefSeq and is a predicted model, not a curated record. The transcript has 5 exons. Lineage: Eukaryota; Viridiplantae; Streptophyta; Magnoliopsida; Malvales; Malvaceae.
UAUCUUCGAUGCGUUUCUUCGUCUUUCAUUUUGCUGUUCUCAUGCGAUCAUGCCUUUUGGAAACAUACGAUGGGCCAGAAGAUGACAUAUUAUCGAUGAAGAGCGUGGCUGCAUUUACUCAACUGUUGAAGAAACGAUUUAUUGAUUAACUUUGAAUGUUUAUAAUUAGGUAUGUUUGCACCCUCCAAGAGUUAAGUGUAUAACUUGUGAACUUGUAUUGCAUUUGUUAAAAGCCUGGAAAAUGAUCUAUACUACUUGGAUUCAGUGUGAUUAUCGAGAUAAUUGAAUGUACAUGUUCACAUUUUUUUCCGUAUAUUUGAAGGAUAAUAUCUGGUAUCUAUGUUCGGAUAUUUGAAAGAUAUCUUAAGAAAAACGGAAGUUCCAGUAACAUGGUUAAAGGUUAGGGAAAUCUUUGAAACCUAAUAUAGUUUGCUUCCAGUAGUAGGACUACCUUGCUUGAAAAUUGCAGGUGGAGAUUGGUCUUGAGUUUGAAAAAAUCCACUCUUCCGCGCAAAGUUAGAAGGCGAAGCAAUGGAGACUACCUCUCAGGAAACGUAUUCGUCAAGCCAACCGAGUCACGGACCCUCGCUCUCAGCUUUGAUUGAUGUCAUAGCACAGCAAGAACAAAGUUUCGAACAAUCGCUAGCGAAUCAACAGCUUUGGGCCCAACAGCUUGCUGAUGCACAGGAGGCAAAGAUAAAAGCAGCUGUUCAGCAAAUCACAGCAGGUGCGGCCGAAGUUAGUGAGAUUCGUCUAGGUAAAAAGGUUGUUACACCAGAAGUGAAACUAGAAGAGUUUAACUCCGAGAGGGGCAAUGGGGAGUUGGAGCCUCAAUUGGAGUCUCCAUCUCGGCAUUUUUCUAGGUCAAUAUCCAGAUCUACGUCUCUCUUCCGGUAUCCAGAACCAGAAGUUCACAAGGAACAUACAAGGUAUUCGCUCGGAGAUCAUGUCAGCAAGAGUGAUCUUGGCAAUUUCAAAUAUGAUCAUUACAAGGGCCACCAGAGAAGCAAAUAUUAUCAUAGGGUGUCUAGAAGUCCCGAUGAUGACAGUAACCCUCACCAUGGAAGGUCUACCGAUAGCAGAAAGGGUAGAGAAAGGAGAGGUGCAUCACCAUUGGAAGGAAGCUGGAAGAGGGGAAGAUCUCCAUCAAAUUCAAAGCCUCAGAGAUAUUGCCAUCAGGAUUCUUAUUCUCCAAGGUCAGACAGAUGUUAUCGUACAGUGUAUGGAAGACCCACGAAUGACAGUAUCCCUCUUGAUAGAAGGCCUAUCGAUAAUGGAAAACAUAGACAAAGGAGAGGUGCAUCACCUAUUGAAAGAAGCCGGAAGAGGGAAAGAUCUCCAUAUAAACCCAAGCCCCGUGCAAAGUUAGAAGGCGAAGCAAUGGAGACUACCUCUCAGGAAAUGUAUACGUCAAGCCAACCGAGUCACGGACCCUCGCUCUCAGCUUUGAUUGAUGUCAUAGCACAGCAAGAACAAAGUUUCGAACAAUCGCUAGCGAAUCAACAGCUUUGGGCCCAACAGCUUGCUGAUGCACAGGAGGCAAAGAUAAAAGCAGCUGUUCAGCAAAUCACAGCAGGUGCGGCCGAAGUUAGUGAGAUUCGUCUAGGUAAAAAGGUUGUUACACCAGAAGUGAAACUAGAAGAGUUUAACUCCGAGAGGGGCAAUGGGGAGUUGGAGCCUCAAUUGGAGUCUCCAUCUCGGCAUUUUUCUAGAUCAAUAUCCAGAUCUACGUCUCUCUUCCGGUAUCCAGAACCAGAAGUUCACAAGGAACAUACAAGGUAUUCGCUCGGAGAUCAUGUCAGCAAGAGUGAUCUUGGCAAUUUCAAAUAUGAUCAUUACAAGGGCCACCAGAGAAGCAAAUAUUAUCAUAGGGUGUCUAGAAGUCCCGAUGAUGACAGUAACCCUCACCAUGGAAGGUCUACCGAUAGCAGAAAGGGUAGAGAAAGGAGAGGUGCAUCACCAUUGGAAGGAAGCUGGAAGAGGGGAAGAUCUCCAUCGAAUUCAAAGCCUCAGAGAUAUUGCCAUCAGGAUUCUUAUUCUCCAAGGUCAGACAGAUGUUAUCGUACAGUGUAUGGAAGACCCACGAAUGACAGUAUCCCUCGUGAUAGAAGGCCUAUCGAUAAUGGAAAACAUAGACAAAGGAGAGGUGCAUCACCUAUUGAAAGAAGCCGGAAGAGGGAAAGAUCUCCAUAUAAACCCAAACCCCAGAGUCAUGGCCAUGAGGACUCGUGUAGAACCAAAAGUUUCCGAAGGAGUCCUGGUGACGUCAGUAACCGUCACCAUGGAAGGUCUACUGAUAGCACAAGGUAUAGAGAAAAGCGAGGUGCUUCACCCUCUGAGACAGGCGGAAAGAGUGAAGGCAGGAGUAAGCGAUCCGUGAAUGCAAAAGCACCACCACGCUUAGCCUCUGUUUGUGCCAACAAUCCUCGAGAGCAUACAGCUUAAAUCAACUUCUUGUUCCCUAUAAAAUAGUCAGUCUUCAUAGUGCCAGUUAUAUGUGAAGAGGAUAGUAAUGAUUUCUUUUGAACUCUACCAAGUACUAUUGUUGUGCCACAUUUCCCUUGUUUGGGAAUAAUAUUGGGUUGUGGGGUGGAAUCAUGUUGGAGCUAGAGGUGCAGAUUAAGACGGUCAGUUAGAUCAUAAAUUUUGUUAAAAUCGAUAAUCUACUGAUUUAAUGAAAAAAAUAUUGGGUAAUGU